This is a messenger RNA of Soboliphyme baturini, 210 nucleotides long. The record is from the annotation of a GenBank genome assembly. Lineage: Eukaryota; Metazoa; Nematoda; Enoplea; Dioctophymatida; Soboliphymatidae.
AUGCCCCCGCCUCUGGCUGCCGAAGUAUGCGCGAUAGACGAUGAAACAUUGGCACGAAACCUUUUAGAAUUUUACGACUACGAUUUGGAGGUGGCCAUUCACAACUUUGUCAGUACCAGGGAGGAAGCAGGUUCUUCAGGAGUGUCGAAUGAUGAUAGCCAUCAAGACGCCACGGCGUCGACGUCAUCUUCAGCCAGUCCUUCACCGUAA